AGGUUAAAAUUGACACUGCUUUGGGAAGUUGAAAUUUCGGUGGUGAAGAAUUACCGAAAUUUUUCAAAAAUUAGAAUAAUUUGUUAGUAAUAAAAUGGCUUUAAAUAAAUUGAGUAUCGAUUCUCUUAAUUUAAGUGGCAAACGAGUGCUCAUGAGGUUAGUUCCGUUAAAAUACAGUUCGUAAAAUCUUCCCCGACGUUAAGUUCGAAACUUAAUAGUUUUCUUUUAUUGUAGAGUUGACUUUAAUGUGCCCUUGAAAGAAGGAGUUAUAACGAACAACCAGCGUAUCGUAGCAGCCUUGGAUUCAGUUAAAUAUGCGCUGGACAAAGGCGCGAAAUCUGUGGUUCUUAUGUCCCAUUUAGGCCGGCCUGACGGUCAGGCAAACUUGAAAUACACCUUGAAGCCGGUUGCUGCAGAACUCAAAAAACUCUUGAACAGAGACGUAACUUUCCUGCCUGAUUGUGUGGGUUCUGAAGUGGAAGCUGCAUGUGCUGAUCCUCCUGUUGGAUCUGUCAUUCUUUUGGAGAACCUCCGCUUCCAUAUUGAGGAAGAAGGAAAGGGUUUAGAUGCAAAUGGUACCAAGGUCAAAGCUGAUCCUGAAAAGGUCAAAGCAUUCCGAGCUAGUUUGAGGAAGUUAGGGGAUGUGUACAUCAAUGAUGCCUUUGGUACUGCACACAGAGCACACAGUUCCAUGAUGGGUGAUGGUUUUGAACAAAGAGCCAGUGGCUUUUUGUUGAAAAAGGAAUUGCAGUACUUUGCUAAAGCACUCCAUGAACCAGAAAGACCUUUCUUGGCAAUCCUUGGUGGAGCCAAAGUUGCCGACAAGAUUUUACUGAUAGAAAAUUUAUUAGACAAAGUUAAUGAAAUGAUCAUUGGUGGUGGUAUGGCUUAUACAUUCCUCAAAGAAACAAAAGGCAUGGCUAUUGGCGGUUCAUUAUAUGAUGCAGAAGGAGCUAAAAUUGUUGGUAAACUUUUGGAGAAAGCUGCCAAGAAUAAUGUGAAGGUGCAUCUUCCAGUAGACUUUGUCACUGCUGAUAAGUUUGAUGAAAAUGCUUCGGUUGGCAGUGCUACCGUUGAGUCUGGAAUCCCUGACGGCUGGCUAGGACUUGAUGUCGGUCCUAAAUCUCGAGAGCUGUUCGCUGAACCUAUUGCAAGGGCUAAAGUUAUUGUAUGGAAUGGACCUGCUGGUGUAUUUGAGUUUGAAAAGUUUGCCGGUGGCACCAGAGCUCUCAUGGACGGUGUAGUAAAGGCCACAGCUAAUGGGGCAAUCACAAUUAUUGGUGGCGGCGACACGGCCACAUGUUGCGCAAAAUGGGGUACAGAGGACAAAGUAUCUCACGUUUCUACCGGUGGAGGCGCUUCAUUGGAACUCCUUGAGGGUAAGUAGUAAAAAAACUAUCUUAUUAAUUUUACUCAUUGACGCCCCUCAAUGAAAGUUAACGCCCUAGGCAAAAUAUUGGAAAACGCCCAUAAUAUAAAUCGCAAAAAAUAGGAGUGCUUAAUAUAUG
This is a messenger RNA of Diatraea saccharalis (sugarcane borer), 1508 nucleotides long. NCBI's taxonomy places the organism in Eukaryota, Metazoa, Arthropoda, Insecta, Lepidoptera, Crambidae. The record is from the annotation of a GenBank genome assembly.